AAAAAAAACUGAAAACUCAAUUUGGUACGUUUUGGCCUCUUUCGCGAUCCGUACCCCCAAGAGAAUUCGCUGCUCAAAGUCUCUUUUUUCCCCUCAGUAAAGUGUAAACACGGCAUGGCGCGCACACAGCUAAACAGACUUUGACUCAUUCGGUCAACCGUGUUGUUUAUCGACGCCAUGACGGAUGACGUUUACUAUGUCGGCGUGGACGUUGGCACGGCCAGUGUGAGGGCGGCGCUGGUCACCAGAUAUGGCGACCUGAAGAUCACAGCUCAGGAGCCCAUCAGCAUCUGGGAGCCUCACACCGACCAUUAUGUACAAUCCUCACACGACAUCUGGGAUAAAUGCUGCCUCGUCGUCAAGGUAGAAGUCACGAGGGGAAUAAACAGGAGCCAAGUGAGAGGAAUCGGCUUUGAUGCCACCUGUUCUCUGGUUGUGUUGGACCGAAGCUUCCAGCCUGUAGCAGUCAAUAAGGACGGUGAGGAUGAGAGAAACGUGGUAAUGUGGAUGGAUCAUCGUGCUGCGGAGCAAGCCGCUCGUAUCACAAGCGCUGGCCACCGUGUCCUAAGGAGAGUGGGAGGGGUCAUGUCACCGGAGAUGCAACCUCCCAAGCUUCUCUGGCUUAAAGAGAAUCUGAGGGAAAGUUGCUGGAACAAAGCCGCUCACUUUUUUGACCUUCCAGACUUUCUGUCAUGGAAGGCAACAGGCUCUUUAAACAGAUCCCUAUGCACGCUGGUAUGUAAAUGGACCUAUUGCCCUCCAGAGGGAUGGGAUGUGAGUUUUUGGACUUCAAUAGGUCUAAAGGAUCUUACUGAAAACAACUUUUCAAAAAUAGGCAGUGAGACGUGUUCUCCAGGGAGCCCACUUGGGGAUGGCCUGACCCAAAAGGCAGCUGCAGAUUUGGGUUUAGAUCCAGGAAUUGCAGUCGGGGCUUCACUCAUCGAUGCUCAUGCUGGAGGCCUGGGUGUCAUAGGAGCAGAUGUAAAAGGCUUCCAGCUGCCGUGCGAAGGCCAGCCAAUUACCUCACGCAUGGCUAUGAUCUGCGGGACGUCAUCUUGUCACAUGGCGAUCAGUGAACAGCCGCUUUUUGUGCCAGGAGUUUGGGGUCCCUGUCUGUCUGCCAUGGUACCACACUUGUGGCUUAACGAGGGAGGACAGAGCGCCACCGGACGUCUGAUUGACCACAUGGUGACGGGCCACGCUGCCUACACGCAGCUCCAAAAAAAGGCACAGCAGAGAUGUCCUGCUGGAGGCGACAGUAUGUACAGCUACCUGAACAGCCACCUUAGUGGAUUGGCUUCUUCUUCAGCUGUUGACCUGCUGGGCUCCAGUCUUCACGUGUGGCCUGACUUUCAUGGGAACAGGUCUCCCCUGGCUGACCCCACCUUGAAAGGCAUGGUUGUUGGACUUUCUCUGUCUCAAAGUCUGGAUGACUUGGCAUUGCUCUACUUGUGCACCAUACAAGCCUUGGCGCUCGGCACACGUCAUAUACUGGAGGCCAUGACAGAAGCAGGACAUGAUAUCAAAACCAUCUUCCUAUGUGGAGGCCUGGGCAAAAACGCCCUGUUUGUGCAGGUUCAUGCCAAUGCUACAGGGUUGCCUCUUGUGUUGCCCGACCAGACGGAGGCGGUGUUGGUGGGAGCAGCCGUCCUGGGAGCAUGUGCAUCUGGGGACUAUGGCACUAUACAGGAUGCAAUGUCCAAAAUGGCUAAGGUGGGAAAGGUCGUCGAGCCUGAUCACAACCUUCAGAGCUUUUACCAAAGAAAGUACAAAGUGUUUCGGCGCCUCGUGGACCACCAGAGAGAAUACCAGACCCUCAUGAACACUUUUGAAUCUGACUGUCCUUCACUGUGACAACAGCGAUAUACCUCAGGUUUUGUACGACCCGCCGUCUGAGUUGUCAUACACAUUAACAAUCUCAUCAAGUGCCUUAAAGAAUCCCUCUUCUACAAUCGCCAUCUUCGCCUUUCAUUGAGGUAAAAGUGAUUUAAAUUGUCAUUUAUAUGUACUUAACACUGUUUUAUGCAUGGAAAACUGUAAUUAUUCUCUAUAAACUAUAUUUUGUGUUAAUAGUUUGCGGUGUUAACUGGAUUUAUAUUACAUCUCUAUAAACUGUAUUUAGUGUGAA
Nerophis ophidion (straightnose pipefish) is the source of this 2128-nucleotide messenger RNA. It is a transcript of the gene fggy, whose product is annotated as FGGY carbohydrate kinase domain containing. Bases 178 to 1854 code for a protein of 558 amino acids. Gene Ontology annotation, molecular function: kinase activity; phosphotransferase activity, alcohol group as acceptor. Gene Ontology annotation, biological process: carbohydrate metabolic process. The record is from RefSeq and is a predicted model, not a curated record. Lineage: Eukaryota; Metazoa; Chordata; Actinopteri; Syngnathiformes; Syngnathidae. The transcript has 16 exons.